Molecule: messenger RNA, 7016 nt
Organism: Nothobranchius furzeri (turquoise killifish)
Lineage: Eukaryota; Metazoa; Chordata; Actinopteri; Cyprinodontiformes; Nothobranchiidae
Biological process (GO): intracellular signal transduction
Molecular function (GO): protein binding
Source: RefSeq, a predicted model, not a curated record
GCAGCAUGAAACAGAAAGUAUAACACGCGCUGACAGAGCAGUAAUGCAACACGCAAGAACCAGCAGCACCAGAGCAAAGGUCUUUUCUGAACUAACCCUUUUCCUGUUCAGAGGGCGGCUUCAGUCGGAGCAAAUCAAUGAUUUCCCCAAACAGAGAUUUGUCCUAGACCAACCCAGAUUCCCCAGGAAUGGAUUCAAGUCAAACUGACAAGAAGAGAGCAACUUCACCUACACAGAGCACUGUGUCUGCGCAGAGUUACGGGUCCAAGGAUGAACCACUAAACUUCAGGAAUGCAGAACAAAGUGGACCUAACAAGCAGAGACCAACUUCACCUACACAGAGCACUGUGUCUGCGCAGAGUUCCAGGUCCAAGGAUGAACCACUGAACUUCAGGAAUGCAGAACAAAGUGGACCUAACAAGCAGAGACCAACUUCACCUACACAGAGCACUGUGUCUGCGCAGAGUUCCAGGUCCAAGGAUGAACCACUGAACUUCAGGAAUCCAGAACAAAGUGGACCUAACAAGCAGAGACCAACUUCACCUACACAGAGCACUGUGUCUGCGCAGAGUUCCAGGUCCAAGGAUGAACCACUGAACUUCAGGAAUGCAGAACAAAGUGGACCUAACAAGCAGAGACCAACUUCACCUACACAGAGCACUGUGUCUGUGCAGAGUUCCAGGUCCAAGGAUGAACCACUGAACUUCAGGAAUGCAGAACAAAGUGAACCUAACAAGCAGAGACCAACUUCACCUACACAGAGCACUGUGUCUGCGCAGAGUUCCAGGUCCAAGGAUGAACCACUAAACUUCAGGAAUGCAGAACAAAGUGGACCUAACAAGCAGAGACUAACUUCACCUACACAGAGCACUGUGUCUGCGCAGAGUUCCAGGUCCAAGGAUGAACCACUGAACUUCAGGAAUCCAGAACAAAGUGGACCUAACAAGCAGAGACCAACUUCGCCUACACAGAGCACUGUGUCUGCACAGAGUUCCAGGUCCAAGGAUGAACCACUAAACUUCAGGAAUGCAGAACAAAGUGAACCUAACAAGCAGAGACCAACUUCACCUACACAGAGCACUGUGUCUGCGCAGAGUUCCAGGUCCAAGGAUGAACCACUAAACUUCAGGAAUGCAGAACAAAGUGGACCUAACAAGCAGAGACCAACUUCACUUACACAGAGCACUGUGUCUGCGCAGAGUUCCAGGUCCAAGGAUGAACCACUGAACUUCAGGAAUCCAGAACAAAGUGGACCUAACAAGCAGAGACCAACUUCGCCUACACAGAGCACUGUGUCUGCACAGAGUUCCAGGUCCAAGGAUGAACCACUAAACUUCAGGAAUGCAGAACAAAGUGGACCUAACAAGCAGAGACCAACUUCACCUACACAGAGCACUGUGUCUGCGCAGAGUUCCAGGUCCAAGGAUGAACCACUGAACUUCAGGAAUCCAGAACAAAGUGGACUUAACAAGCAGAGACCAACUUCGCCUACACAGAGCACUGUGUCUGCACAGAGUUCCAGGUCCAAGGCUGAACCACUAAACUUCAGGAAUGCAGAACAAAGUGGACCUAACAAGCAGAGACCAACUUCACCUACACAGAGCACUGUGUCUGCGCAGAGUUCCAGGUCCAAGGAUGAACCACUGAACUUCAGGAAUGCACAACAAAGUGGACCUAAAAAGCAGAGACCAACUUCGCCGACACAGAGCACUGUGUCUGCACCGAAUUCCCGGUCCAAUAGAGUUCGGGCCAAUGCGACAUUACGUGAAAUAAUCAAUGCAACAAAGUCAGAGAUCCAUGGUAAACCUAAACUUAAAGACACCGGGAGGAAAAAGGUCUUGUCACUAUACAAGACUGAAGUGGAUCAGGUGCAGACGGACACAGAACUCUACAAGACUGAUAAAAACAAAGAACCUGAGGGGGAACUGAUAAAAUCCUACAAGGAUUUAUUUGCCGACUCAAACAAUGCUGUCCGAACGGUGCUUACAAGAGGGGUGGCAGGAAUUGGUAAAACAUUUCAGUCAAAGUUGUUCAUGGUUGAAUGGGCAAACCAAAAAUCCAACAAAGACAUCGACAUCAUACUCCCACUUCAGUUUGAUGAGAUGAAUGUCCGACGAGAAGCUCAAAGCAUGGAAGAUCUGCUCAAUAAUUUCUUCAGUGAUGCCAAAGGACCAAGAUUUUCUAUUUAUGAUGAGUGCAAAGUAGCUUUCGUCCUGGAUGGUUUGGAAAACUGUGAACUUCCUCUGAACUUCAAGAACAGUGAUGUUAAAGAUAUCAAGGAGAAAGUAUCAAUGGAUGUGCUGCUAACUAACCUCAUCAAAGGAAACCUGCUUCCCAAAGCACUUCUCUGGAUCAUCUCUCAACCCUCAGGAGUUCAGAAGAUUCCUUCUGAAUAUAUCAGUAAAAUUACAGAAUGUCGAGAAACCAAGGAACGUCGGAAGAAGCUGGCAUUAAAACUCAAAAAAAGAGUUGUAAAGGAAAACAAACACAUCGCACUGAAGGACGAAGUCAAUCACCCUAAUCAGAAAAACACAGAGCAUAUCAUCAGAGGAAAACCUAAUGAUGAGGGCACAGAGAAUGGGAAACAUGAAACAACUCAGUUAAAAUCCUUAACUCGAGUGAAGGAUCCGGCUGAAAUCUUUAAAGAUGAAAAUGAGAAGAAAAUCAGAACUGUUUUGACCAUUGGAGAAGCAGAUGUUGGAAAAUCCUACCUUAUGCAAAAAUUUAUUACUGCAUGGUGCAAAAGUGACAGCCAGCGUUCGUACUUUUCUCCUUUUUUAAGUUGGUUGAGCCAAGCUGAAACAAAUGAAGACAUUUUGUUUCAUUUUGAUUUCCUAAAAUUCAAUGCAGUAAAAAAAGAAAAAUUCAGUUUGGUGGGACUUCUUAACCACUUCUUUGCUGAAACCAAGCAUUGUGUCAUUUCCGAUUAUACCAAAUUCAACAUUGUAUUUGUCUUGGAUGGUCUGGAGGCUUUUCAACCUCCUCUGAACUUUGACAACAAUGAGAUCUUGACUGAUGUCCGAGAGCCAGCCUCUGUGGAUGUGUUAUUGACAAACCUCAUCAGAGGAAACCUGCUCCCAUCAGCCAAAGUCUGGAUAACCUCCCGAUCUUCAGCUGAUGAAAAGCGCCCUGACAUUUUUGACAGGUUAACAGAAAUAAGGGAGAAGCCUGAUAUUACAAGUCACAAAAAGCUCAAAAUUCAACUGAAGGAGCGUUUUACCCACGUAUGCGAAGGGAUCGAUCAGCAGAAAAUAUCUGUGCUUCUUAAUGAGAUCUACACAGACCUGUACAUCAUAGAGGGGGAGAGAGGAGAUGUUAAUACUCAGCAUGAGAUCAAACAGGUACAAGAUGCAAAGUUCAAACCAGCAAAAGAAGAAAAAUCCAUCAAAUAUUGUGACAUUUUCAGACUAGACUCUGAUAAUAAACCCAUUAAAACAGUGCUGACAAUCGGCGUGGCUGGCAUAGGAAAAACGUUUGCUUCAGUGAAGUACAUACUGGACUGGGCUGAGAGUGUCACCAAUGGAGAUUAUUAUUACAUAUUUCCACUUCCUUUUCGAGAGCUGAAUCUGAGAAAAGAGGAAGAACACAGUUUUGAAGAUCUUCUUCAUCAGUUCUUCCCAGCUAUGAAGACCUCAGAAAUUACUGACUAUGACAAGUACAAGAUUCUAAUCAUUCUGGAUGGUUUCGAUGAAUGUCGCCUUGAUCUUAAGUUCAAUGAAAAUGAUAUUUGGAAAGAUGUGAAGAAGCCAAAGUCAGUCAGUGUUCUGCUAAGUAAUCUCAUUCAGGGGCAUCUGCUCCCUGAAGCUCAAAUCUGGAUCACCUCUCGACCAGCAGCAUCCAACAGCAUCCCUGCUGAGACAGUUGACCGAUUGACAGAAGUGAGGGGAUUCAAUGAUGAGCAAAAGGAAGAGUAUUUCAGGAAGAGGUACAGUGAUAAGGAGCUGGCUGAAAACAUCUGGUCAAAUGUAAAAAAAUCGAGGAGCAUUUACAUCAUGUGUCAUAUCCCUCUUUUCUGCUGGAUAACAUCAAAGGUUAUGGAGGACUUUAACCAGCAAAAUGAAGAGAUCAAAGAGCUGCCAAAGACUCUGACUGAUAUGUACACACAUUUCCUCCUGCUGCAGUGCAGACAGGCUAACGUGAAGUAUGACACAGAAGAAGACGAGAGUUCUCAGUCAUGCUGGAAUACAAGAAAUAAAGAAACCGUUUUAUCUCUGGGGAAACUGGCCUUUGAGGCACUAGAAAGAGGAGACCUUCUCUUCACUGAAGAAAACCUGACAGAUUACGGUAUUGAUGUCACAAAAGCUGUGGUCUUCUCUGGGUUGUUCACCCAGAUAAAACGAGAAGAACAUGGAGUGUACCAACACAAACUGUUCUGCUUUGUCCAUUUAAGCAUUCAAGAGUUCUUGGCAGCCCUUUACGUUUCUCAUUCAUUCAGUUGCAACGGUGAUUAUCUGUUCAUCGAUCAUAGAACAGCCGACUCAGACCUGCCUGCCUCAGAGUUUUAUAAGGAGGCGGUGGAUAAGGCUACAGCAAGUGAACAUGGUAGAUGGGACCUGUUCCUUCGAUUCCUGCUUGGCCUCUUUGUGAAAACCAAUCAGGAUCUACUUCAGGAGCUCAUUAAAAGACCUGAAACUUAUGAGAUGAAUUAUAAGGAAACAGUUGAGUACAUCAAAACCAAGACCAAAGAAGACACCAGUGAUCCAGAUGAAAACUUAAAUCUUUUCCACUGCCUGAACGAGCUGAAUGACCACUCUCUUGUUAACGAGAUUAAAACGUCAAUCCAAUCAGAAAAAAAGGAAUAUGAACAAUUCACUCACUCACAGUGGUCAGCUCUGACUUUUGUGUUGUUGACAUCAGAUGAAACGCUUGAAGUGUUUGAUCUUAAGAAGUACCUGAAAUCAGAGAAAGUUCUUCUAGGAAUGCUUCCAGUGGUCCGAGUCUCGAAAUCUGCUCUGCUGAGUUGGUGUGAACUCUCUGAAGAAUCGUGUCAUGGUUUGACAUCCUCAGUUCUCAAGAAUGCUUCCUCAAACCUCACAGACCUGGACCUGAGUCACAAUGAUCUACUGGAUUCAGGUGUGGAGCAACUAGCUGAAGGACUGAAGAGUCGACACUGCAAACUGGAGGCACUGAUCUUAUCAGGUUGCCAGGUGACUGAGAAAGGCUGUGAUUUUCUGGCAUCAGCACUCAAAUCUAACAAAGCCUCCAACUUGAAGAAACUUGAUCUGAGCUACAACCAUCCAGGAGAAAAUGGGAUGAGAGUACUCAAUGACGUUGCUGCUGACUCUCAUUGGAAGCUUGAGACAAUACGGUUUGACCACGACGGGCCACAUCGGUUAAAGCCCGGGCUGAAGAAAUAUGGUGCAGAUCUCAAACACUGCAAGCAAAAGACUUGUUCUGCUGGAAAAUGACAGAAAAGUGAGAACUACAACGGUGGAGGAGAGAGUUGCACAACCUACAACUGAAGAAAGGUUUAAGAGGACCCAGGUGUUUUGUGAUAAGGGCCUGAAAUUUCUCUGCUACUGGGAAGUGGAAUGGAAAGGCCAUGUUGGAGUUGCUGUGGCGUCUGAAGAUGUAGGUAGAAAAUGGGACAGUAGUAGUGGCUUCGGAUGUAAUGAGAAGUCCUGGAGUCUGCUCUGCUCUAAAACUGGAGGCACUGCCAUUCAUGGGAAAGAAAAACACAAACUUACCAUUAAACCUUCCCAAAAAAUAGCAGUGUUUCUUGACUGGGAAGGUGGAACUCUGAGUUUCUAUAAUGUUAUAUCGGAGGAGCUGAACCUCAUCCACACUUUCAGAGCAAAAUACACAGAUGAGCUCUUCCCAAGUUUCUGGUUUCAGAAGGGUUCUGUGAGCUUGUGUGACAUUUGAACAGCUCAAAAUGAGAUGAAGUCUGAAUUUGCUUCAGGGAUUACCACAGAAUGCUCUACCACACAUGUGAAUAUUUAUUUUUAAACCAUAAUUGGUUGGUAUGGUUAUUUUUAUCAUUACAUUUAUAUUUUUGUACAUAUCAAGAUAAUCACGAGUUCCUUUUUGCACUUGUAUGAGCCUUAAAGUAAAUAAGGAGAGGUUUGAUUGUAUUUGUUAAUGUUCAAAAGGUUGUUUGUUUAUUUUUGAUGUGAUCUUGUUAUGUGGGUCAAUCAAGUGGGAAUGGAAAUCCUUUAAAGCCCUCAUCAGUUCCACCUGGUGAAGAAGCGACUCUCAGUGAGAUGGAGCUUUGCACUAUUUGUUGACCGCUUAACAGAUCGCUGAGAAUCAAGUGAAUUCAGGAUGCUUCUGUUGACAAUGUGAAUGAUAAAAUACAGAAGUUCAAGUAUUAAAAUUAAUUCACUAAGAACCAAAGGAUCUCAGUCGGUUAUUGUUCAGCGCCUCAAUACUGGACCCUAUCUCAAACAGAGCGGCGACUGGGUUACGCUUCCGGGAGCCGCUGGAACAGCACUUAACAGAUCCAUGAAACAUCUAACCUUAACCGUGGGAUCGAUUUAUAACAUUACUAUCAGUUCAAUUCAUUCAGCAAAUCUGGACUGACCAAAUAAAACCUGCUUGUUGUAUACGUUUGAUUUAUCAGUCACUUUUAUUUUAGACAUUUAUGGCUGCACUGAAAGAUACUGGAAUACUUUUAUGAAUGUUAUAUUUUUGAUGAACAUCUAGAGAACCGUUUAAGGGAAUACCAUGAAUUUGUUUUUUUGUCACAUUUGUAUCAACGGGAUCUUUAAUCCUGGUUUUCAUUUCAGUUGUUUUUGAAUGUUUGAUGUUAAAAAGACCCAGUAAUGACAUUGUUUAAGAUUUAUUGUCCAGGUGAGAAACUUUAUUUACAGUUUGUUAAAAUAUGACAUAAUGUAGCACGUAAGUUACCUAUGUCCUCAUACUGUACCACACGCACUAGCUAUGCUUAUAAACACAAACCCGCUACCAUUAAAUCAGAAUUCCUCAUGUGUAUUAUUUAAUCCGUAUGAACAGUGUGAAUAUGAAUUAAUGAGGUGUACUGAAAUGAUGAAUAAAACUUCGUUAGUUGUCACACA